This is a messenger RNA of Phycodurus eques (leafy seadragon), 2091 nucleotides long. Its product is annotated as protein mono-ADP-ribosyltransferase PARP11-like. Gene Ontology annotation, molecular function: NAD+ poly-ADP-ribosyltransferase activity. The transcript is spliced from 7 exons. NCBI's taxonomy places the organism in Eukaryota, Metazoa, Chordata, Actinopteri, Syngnathiformes, Syngnathidae. The record is from RefSeq and is a predicted model, not a curated record. The coding region runs from base 570 to 1553 and encodes 327 amino acids.
UAAGCGGAAGGUAAUUCAGUCCAGCACUUCUUAUCUUAUUUUGAACAUUUGAUUAUAUUAUUUGCUGUUUUACUUGACACUGGGAACUGGCAAGGUAGACUUUCCUGACGUUUCUUGUAUACCUAGAAGAACAAAAUCAGGGCAAAAUGCUAAUACAAUGCGAAUGGUGCGUCUUAAUGUGAGCCGUGCAGGUGAAAAUCGGGGCGAAAUAUAUGAACAUUACCGAGACGUGAUUGGCACGUGACCAUGUGACGUUUCCCGCUGUGACAGCCCAACCAGGAAAUGAAAGUGAACGUCGAAAACGGAAGAUUUGGUGCUUAAUUCCAUAUUUUUCUUUUUAUUAUUUUAUGGCAGCGGGCGCCUGGCACACGCUUACGCCGUGAGAGUCGCGACGUUCCGCGGCGAGCGGCGUCAUGUUCGGACGCAGCUUCCAGGAUGAAUCGCCUGGAUAGACGCCAGUGUGACUAAAUCAAAUCACCUCCAGGCUCCCCCAGCCCCCCCCCCAUCAUCCUCGCCUGGUGGUGGUCGUCGAUGUGUUGCUUCGGCAUCCAUUGUUUGACUUUAGCGCGAUGCUAGCCACUAGAAGCGCCGAGGAUGAGUCCCCGGAGGUGGAGGAGAUGGACACCCUGGAGCCCAACUGGUGCUGGUUCUACCUGGCAGAGUGCGGGGUGUGGCACAUGUUUGAGAUCGACCCGAGCGCCGCCUGCUCCGUGACCAGCGCUCAGAUCGAGCAGUGCUACAACCGGAACCAGCGAGGCGUCAUGGAGUUCUACACGGCCAAGUACACGUACCGGCUGGACUUCUCGGUCAUGCGGCAGGUCAACCUGACGACGGGGAAGCAGCGGCCGAUCAAGCGCUCCCUCCACUCGGCGACCGGUUUCAGGUUCAUUUGCGACAACCUGGCCUUGCCUGUGCCGUGCCACUGGGAGAGGAUCAACACGGAUGAGCCCUAUCAGCUGGUCCAGCUGGGCCGAGACACCUACGAGUUUAAAGAAGUGGCCCGGCUUUAUGAAAGGACCAUGGAUCGACCCAUCAAGUCCAUCCAGAGGAUCCAGAACUUGGACUUGUGGGAGUUCUUCUGCAGGAAGAAAACCCAGCUGAGAAAGUUGAAGCGCACUCUGGACAUUGAGGAGCGGAUGCUUUUCCAUGGCACGGGACACAACAACAUCCAGGCCAUAUGCAUGUUCAACUUUGACUGGCGGCUCACGGGAAGCAACGGCGACGUCUACGGCAAAGGGAGCUACUUCGCCCGCGACGCCAAGUACUCCAGUAAGUUCUGCCACAACACGGGCAAGCACAACAGCAACCUGCAGCGGCACGGGCUGGCGCCGCCCAUCUUCGCCAGCGAGCCGUCGUACAAGAGCAUGUUCCUGGCGCGGGUGCUGGUGGGCGAGUACACGCUGGGCCACCCGCUGUACUGCCGCCCGCCAUCCAAAGACACCAGCCUCACCAACUUCUUCGACAGCUGCGUGGACGACACGGCCAACCCUAAAAUCUACGUCAUCUUCGACAGCAACCAGAUCUACCCUGAGUACCUGAUCGAGUUUUACUGAGAUUGUGCGCGCUCCCUUUCCCAGCGGUUCAAGCAAUGUCAAGGUGAUCUUUGUGCCUAAGUCGAGCAUGAAUAAUCUCAAGUGCCUUUGAAGAGGACAAUGACAACUCUGUGAGCUUUUUUCCCCCCACCGCGCGUACACAUGGGACAUUGACACGAAAUAAGUCUACAAAAGAAAAACAACAAUGACACUUGAGACUUUGUCAUAAAUCUUGGUGGCUGUUUUGUGCAUAUAUAUCGACGCAGAACAUCCUCAUGGUCUCCACAUGUGGAGCACUGUCACGAAAAGUAGACCGCAACACAGAAUGUCGCUUUGCUAUGUGUGCAUAACAAAUCUUCAGAUGUUACAUUUCUUUGUGCGUGUGUGUGUGUGUGUGUGUCCAGUGCUGGUUCUCGUGUGGUGAGGAAUAAGAAGUGACUGAAUUCGCCACAAGGUGGUGCAAUAGUACACGUAUGGUUUCAGAGAAACUUUGUCAAUUUGCGUUAAGAAGUCUGUAAUUUGCACAUCGUGUGACUAAUAAACGUCUUUUGAUAUAGAA